This is a messenger RNA of Hyaloperonospora brassicae, 516 nucleotides long. NCBI's taxonomy places the organism in Eukaryota, Oomycota, Peronosporomycetes, Peronosporales, Peronosporaceae. The record is from the annotation of a GenBank genome assembly.
AUGACGAGCGAAAAGACGCUCUUCAGUCGGUUCUCGAAGCUCAUCGGGCAGCCUGUGCGCGUGCAGGUGCAAGAUGGUACAGCGACGGCUGGCGUACUGUAUUGCAUCGACCCCGAGACGGACGACGUAGCGCUUCUGGUCUCUUCGGGGCACGUCGUCUCGGAUUACAGCGUCAAGAUCGUGCUGGCUCAUGAUGUCCGAGGCAUACGGAAGGAAGAGCUGGACGAAAGCUGUGGCUUGCCCACACUAGCGUCUCUUAAAAGGGAAGUGGCAAACGAGAACGAUCGUGACGGUCAAAGAGACGCCGCGGUCUCUCGGCAGCAGCGCCGUGAAGAGCUUAUUCAGUUCCUGACUGAUAAAUACGUGCCGUUUGAGGUUGCACAAGACGGCAGUGUCCGCGUGUUUGGAGGAGCUGCAACGUUGCGAGAACCUUUUCGCACGGUCGAGUGCGGGAACGAGCAGUUACUACGGCAACUGCAGAAGCUUUUGGACGGCUUCGGCCAGCUACAUCCGUAA